Messenger RNA from Pteronotus mesoamericanus, 13999 nucleotides. It is a transcript of the gene EPPK1, whose product is annotated as epiplakin 1. Lineage: Eukaryota; Metazoa; Chordata; Mammalia; Chiroptera; Mormoopidae. Gene Ontology annotation, cellular component: keratin filament; cell junction; cytoplasm. Gene Ontology annotation, molecular function: structural molecule activity; keratin filament binding. The record is from RefSeq and is a predicted model, not a curated record. Gene Ontology annotation, biological process: wound healing; intermediate filament bundle assembly.
GGCCUGCAGCUCAGGGGGACCGGAGCGGUGUCCCCAGCAGAAGUAGCGGUCGUCCUCUGGGACCAGGACAUCUAGGCCCGCCGAGCUGGGGGCGGCCGCGGAGGAGCCCCAGCUCCCAGUGGGGAGCAGACACAGCGGAUCUCUGGCAAGUUCUGCACAGCCAGGCAGGCACCAUGAAUGGCCACGCCGUUCCUCUUGAUGUCCUGGUCACCAACGGCACCACGCCGGCUGCCCCCCACAAGGUCACGAAGGCCCUGCAGGAAGCCAGCCCUCCCUCCGGGCCCCAGGCCAGGAGUGUUGCUGGGGUGCACGUGGAGGCGUCCGGCCAGGCCCUGAGCCUCUAUGCUGCCAUGAAGCAGGGCCUCCUGCCCGACGCACUCGGGCUGGCGCUGCUGGAGGCCCAGGCAGCCACUGGGGGCCUCGUGGACCCGGGCCAGGGCCAGCUGCUCCCCGUGUCUGAGGCCCUGCGGCAGGGCCUGGUGGGCCUGGAACUGAAGGAGAAGCUGCUGGUGGCAGAGCGCGCGGUCACGGGGUACCCUGACCCCUACGGCGGUGAGAAGCUGUCCCUCUUCCAGGCCAUUGGGAAGGAGGUUGUGGACAAGGCUCUGGGGUGGAGCUGGCUGGAGGCCCAGCUGGCCACGGGGGGCCUGGUGGACCCCGUCCGGGGAGUGCGCGUGGCUCCAGAGCUGGCCUGCCAGCAGGGCCUCCUGGACCGGGAGACGCAGCGUGCCCUGUCGGAGCGCGUGCCAGGUUUCCUGGAUCCCAGCACGCUGGAGCGGCUCUCCUAUGGUGAGCUGCUGGGUCGGUGCCUGCGGGCCCCCGGCACGGGGCUGGCCCUGCUGCCUCUCAAGACCACCUUCUGCACCCUGAGUGGGGCAGCGAGCUUGGCCGAGCUGCUGGAGGCCGGGAUCCUGGACGAGGAGACGGCCCGGGGCCUGCAGAACGGCAGGCUGUCGGUGCAGGAUGUGAGUGCACGCCCCGAGGUUCAGCGCUACCUGCAGGGCACUGGCAGUGUGGCAGGCAUCGUCCUGCUGCCUGCCGGCCGCAAGAAGAGUUUCUUCCAGGCUGUCGCCGAGCACCUGCUGCCGAUGGGCACCGUGCUCCCACUCCUCGAGGCUCAGGCCGCUACCUGCACCCUGGUGGAUCCAGCCACCGGCCAGAGGCUCUCCGUGGAUGACGCGGUCCGGGCAGGCCUCAUUGGCCCAGAGCUGCAUGCGCAGCUCCUGGAGGCAGAGCAGGCAGUGACAGGGUUCCAGGACCCCUUCGGCGGCACCCGCAUCCCCCUCUUCCAGGCCAUGAAGAAGGAGCUGGUGGACAGGCCUCAGGCGCUGCGGCUCCUGGAUGCCCAGCUGGCCACGGGUGGGCUAGUGUGCCCAGCCCGCAGGCUCCGGCUGCCCCUGGAGGCUGCCCUGCGCUUGGGCUGCCUGGACGAGGAGACACGGCAGCACCUCUCGCAGGACGCUGGCUUCUCGGACCCCAGCACGCAGGAGAGCCUCAGCUACGGGCAGCUGCUGGCCCGCUGUGUCACCGACCCGGAGACGGGGCUGGCCUUCCUGCCCCUCUCGGGAGAGGCCCUCAAAGAGGAGCCACAGGGACCCCCGUUCAUCGAGCAUGGCACCCGGCAGGCCCUGACUGCUGCCACAGCCACCGUCUCUGUGGGCAAGGUGACGGGCCAGCCGGUGUCACUGUGGGAGCUGCUCUUCUCUGCGGCUGUCCCUGUGGAGCAGCGGGCUGCGCUGGCACAGCAACACAAGGAGGGGGCGCUGUCGGUGGAGGAGCUGGCAGCCAUGCUGAGGGCCACCCUGGAGCAGGCUGCGGCCACCACCAAAACCACGUUUUCUGGGUUGAGGGUCCCCGUGACACCCGGGGAGCUGCUGAAAGCAGAGAUCAUCGGCCAGGAUAUGUAUGAGAAGCUGGCACGAGGGCAGACCACAGCCCAGCACGUGGGCAGCCUGGACUCAGUGCAGAGGUACCUGCAGGGCACCGGAUGCAUCGCUGGCCUGCUGCUGCCCGGCUCCCGGGAGCGGCUCAGCAUCUACGAGGCUCACAGGAAGGGGCUCCUGCGGCCGGGCACGGCCCUCGUCCUCCUGGAGGCGCAGGCGGCCACCGGCUUCCUCAUUGACCCGAAAGGAAACAAGAGGUACUCCGUGGAGGAGGCGCUGAAGGCAGGCGUCAUCGGGCCCAACGUGUUCGCCAAGCUGCUGUCGGCCGAGCGCGCGGUCACGGGCUACGCGGACCCCUACACCGGGGAGCGCAUCUCCCUCUUCCAGGCCAUGAAGAAGGGCCUGAUCGUGCGGGACCACGGCAUCCGCCUGCUGGAGGCCCAGAUCGCCACGGGCGGCAUCAUCGACCCCGUGCACAGCCACCGCCUGCCCGUGCACGUGGCCUACCAGCGCGGCUACUUCGACCAGGCGCUGAACUUGAUCCUGGCCGACCCGAGUGACGACACCAAGGGCUUCUUCGACCCCAACACGCACGAGAACCUCACGUACAUGCAGCUGCUGGAGCGCUGUGUGCGCGACCCUGAGACCGGGCUCUACCUGCUGCCCCUCAGCAGCAGUGAGCGGCCCCAGCUGGUGGACAGCGCCACCCGGCGGGCCUUCCAGGGCCUGCUGCUGUCAGCGAGCUACGGGCGGUUCCGGGGGCGCCGGGUGUCCGCCUGGGAGCUGCUCAACUCGGAGUGCUGCAGCGAGGCCCGGAGGAGGCAGCUCCUGCACAGCUACCGGCUGCGCAAGCUCUCCCUGGAACAGGUGGCAGCACUGCUGGAGAGGGAGUCAGCGAGGUGCGCGGAUGUCACGCUGCCUGUGCUGCGGGGACGGGUCACCGCCUACCAGCUCCUGGAGGACCACAUCAUCGACCAGGAGCUCCUGGACCGGCUGCUGGCCGGGGCGGUCAGCCCCGAGGCCCUGCUCCGCAUGGACGGCAUCCGCAGGUACCUGCGUGGCUUGGGCGCCGUGGGUGGUGUGCUACUGCGUUCUUCCAACCAGAGGCUCAGCCUCUACCAGGCCAUGAAGCAGAAGCUGCUGGGGCCAGGGGUGGUGCUGGCCCUGCUGGAGGCCCAGGCAGCCACCGGAGCCCUCACCGACCCCCAGACCCUGGAGACCCUGUCGGUGGCAGAGGCCGUGCGCAGGAAGCUGGUGGGGCCAGAGCUGUAUUCUCGGCUGAGACGGGCCGAGGACGCCGUGACCGGCUUCCGAGACCCCUUUUCUGGGGAGCGGGUGUCCCUGUUCCAAGCCAUGAAGAAGGGCCUAGUCCGUGAGGAGCAGGCUGCCCGCCUGCUAGAGGCCCAGCUGGCCACGGGAGGGGUCAUUGACCCCACGGUCCACUACCACCUGCCCGCGCCCGUGGCUGCCAAGCGCGGAUGCAUCGAUCAGGAGAUGGAGGCGACCUUGUCCAGCUCCUCUGAGACCUUCCCCACGCCGGACGGCCGGGGACGCACCAGCUACGCCCAGCUUCUGGGACAGUGUCUGAAGGAUGAGGCCUCAGGCCUGUACCUCCUGCCCCUGCAGGAAAGUGCUCCUGCCGUCCCCACGGACCAGCAGGUGCAGGAGACCCUGCGGGCCACUAAGGGGGCAGAGGACGGCAUGUCGCUCUGGGAGCUGCUCUCCUCCUGCCACUUCACAGAAGAGCAACGGAGGGGCUUCCUGGAGGACUUCCGGGUGGGGAAGACCACUGCGCAGCAGCUGCAGGCGGCUAUGCAGAGCUGGAUGCAGCAGACGAAGCUCCUGGCCCAGGCACGCGUCUCAGUGCCCGGCCCUCGGGGCGAGGUGCCCGCAGUCUGGCUGCUUGAUGCUGGCAUCAUCACCGAGGACACCCUGGCGGCCCUGGCCCAGGGCACACGAUCCCCUGCCCAGGUUGCUGAGGAGCCUGCAGUGAAGGCCUGCCUGUGGGGCACGGGCUGUGUGGCUGGAGUGCUGCUGCAGCCCUCGGGGACCAAGGCCAGCAUCGCCCAGGCCGUGGAGGAUGGCCUCCUGCCCGCAGGACUGGGGCGGAGCCUGCUAGAGGCCCAGGUGGCCUCUGGCUCACUUGUGGACCCUCUGAGCAACCAGAGGCUAUCAGUGGACAGUGCGGUCAAGGCCGGCCUGGUGAGCGGGAUGCUGAGCGAGCAGCUCCGGCAGGCGGAGAGGGCGGUGAGUGGGUAUACGGACCCCUACUCGGGGGGCUCCCUCUCGCUGUGGCAGGCCAUGGAGAAGGGUCUCGUGCCCCAGAGCGAGGGCCUCCCGCUCCUGCAGGCACAGCUGGCCACGGGGGGUGCUGUGGACCCCACCUACGGGGUGCACCUGCCCCAGGCAGCAGCCUGCAGGCUUGGCCUCCUGGACGAGCGGACCAGUCAGGCGCUGACCGGGACGGAUGAGGACAGCAAAUUCUUCUUCGACCCCAGCACACGGGACAAGGUGACAUACCAGCAGCUCAAAAAACGCUGUGUCCUGGACGCUGACACCGGCCUGUGGCUGCUGCCUCUGCCCCAGGAUGUGGCACUUGAGGUGGACAACCACACCGCAGUGGCCCUGAGGGCCAUGAAGGUGCCUGUUGGGGCUGGGAGGUUCAAAGGGCUCACUGUGUCGCUCUGGGACCUGCUGCACUCCGAGUACGUCGACGCCCACAAGCGGCGGGAGCUGGCGGUGCUCUGUCAGUCCGGGCGGGCCACGGCCCUGCGGCAGGUGGUCAGCACAGUCACUGCCCUGGUCGAGGCCGUGGAGAAGCAGCCCCCGCAGGCCAUCUUCAGGGGGCUUCGGAAGCAGGUGUCAGCCAGCGACCUGUUCAGGUCCCAGGUGAUCGACAAGAAGACUCUAGACGAGCUGAGUCAGGGAACAAGGACGGUGCAGGAGGUCACACAGAUGGACAGUGUGAAGCGUUCCUUGGAAGGAGGCAAUUUCAUCGCCGGGGUGCUCAUCCAGGCCACGAAGGAGAGGAUGAGCAUCUCCGAGGCCCUGAGCAGGCGCCUCCUGCGGCCGGGCACGGCCCUGGUGCUGCUGGAGGCCCAGGCAGCCACCGGCUUCCUCAUCGACCCUGUGGCCAACCGCAAGCUGACCGUGGAGGAGGCAUUUGCGGCAGGGAUGUUCGGCAAGGAAACCUACCAGAAGCUGCUGUCGGCCGAGCGCGCGGUCACCGGCUACACAGACCCCUACACCGGGGAGCCCAUCUCCCUCUUCCAGGCCAUGAAGAGGGACCUGAUCGUGCGGGACCACGGCAUCCGCCUGCUGGAGGCCCAGAUCGCCACGGGCGGCAUCAUCGACCCCGUGCAGAGCCACCGCCUGCCCGUGCACGUGGCCUACGAGCGCGGCUUCUUCGACGAGGAGAUGAACCGCGUCCUGGCCGACCCGAGCGACGACACCAAGGGCUUCUUCGACCCCAACACGCACGAGAACCUCACGUACAUGCAGCUGCUGGAGCGCUGCGUGGAGGACCCUGAGACCGGCCUGUACAUGUUACAAAUCGUAAAGAAAGGAGAAACGUAUGUGUACAUCGACGAGGCAACAAAGCAGGGUCUGCGAUCGCAGACCGUGACCAUGCCUGUGGGGAGGUUCGCGGGUCAGCGUGUCUCCAUUUGGGACCUGCUAUCAUCGCAGUACUUCACGGAGGAGAGGCGGAGAGAGCUGGUCCAACAGUACCGGGAUCGGACUGUGAGUCUGCAGCAGCUGCUGGAGACUGUCACCAGCACAGUCGAAGAGACAGAGAAGCGACACCAGAUCAUCAAGGUGCCUGGGAUUGGCGGGGAAGUGACGGCCACAGAGCUGUUCAACGCUGGCAUCAUUGAUAAGAAGACCCUGGACACACUGCACAGGGGACAGGCCCUCAGCAGCCUGGAGCAUGUGAAGACCUACCUCGAAGGCAGUGGCUGCAUCGCGGGUGUGACUGUCCCCUCCACACAGGAAGUGAUGAGCAUCUAUGAGGCCAGCACGAGGGGACUCAUCCCCACGGGGUUCGCAGCCCUGCUGCUGGAGGCCCAGGCGGCCACAGGGUUCAUGCUGGAGCCCCGCAGCCACCAGAGGCUCUCUGUGGAUGAGGCUGUGGCAGCUGGUCUUGUGGGCGAGGAGCUUCAGGACAGGCUCCGGAAUGCCGAGAAGGCCGUCAAGGGCUACCCAGACCCAGACACGGGGCACACGGUCUCACUGUUCCAGGCCAUGGAAAGGAAGCUGGUCAGCAGGGAAGAGGCGCUCCGACUGCUCGAGGUACAGGUGGCCACAGGGGGUGUUGUGGACCCGCUGCACCACCACCGGCUCCCGCUAGACAUGGCCUACAUGCGUGGCUGUCUGCACCAGGACAUAUACCCGCUCGUGUCCGAUCAGAAGCACAUGAAGAAGAGGUUCAUUGAUCCCAACACGCAAGAGAAGGUCACAUACCAGGAGCUUCAGCAGAGAAGCCUCCAGAAGGAGAAGGCAGGCUGGACUUUGUUCCCAGUAAUCCGUGAAGGACAGGACUCUGUGUAUAUAGAUGAGGCCACGAGAAGAGCCCUCGAGACAGAGUGGGUGGAAGUCACCGUGGGCAGGUACAAAGGACAGAGGCGAUCGGUGUGGGAGCUGCUGAACUCUGAAUAUGUCACAGAGGAAAAAAAAUUGGAGUUAGUCAGCAAAUACAAAAAUGACACUAAGCAUGCCCUAGAACAGGUGGUUCAAAAAAUCUUCGCAAUGAUUGAUGAGAGAGAAAAAUCUGCUAAGCAGUUAUGGUUCAGAGGCAUCAGGAGACAAGUAACAGCCUCCGAACUCUUCCAAUCGGCCAUCAUCACAAAGGAAACACUGGAGAAACUUGAGGAGGGACGCACCUCUGUGGAAAGCAUCAAGCAGGACGAGGGAGUGAGGCGCUACCUGGAGGGCACGAGCUGCAUCGCCGGCGUGCUGGUGCCCGCCCGAGACGACCCCGGGAGGCAGGAGAAGAUGAGCGUCUACCAGGCCAUGUGGAAGGGCCUCCUGCGGCCGGGCACCGCCCUGGUGCUGCUCGAGGCCCAGGCGGCCACCGGCUUCCUCAUCGACCCCGUGCGCAACGAGCGGCUGUCCGUGGACGAGGCGGUGGCCGCGGGCGUGGUGGGCGGCGAGAUCCGCGACAAGCUGCUGUCGGCCGAGCGCGCGGUCACGGGCUACGCGGACCCCUACACCGGGGAGCGCAUCUCCCUCUUCCAGGCCAUGAAGAGGGACCUGAUCGUGCGGGACCACGGCAUCCGCCUGCUGGAGGCCCAGAUCGCCACGGGCGGCAUCAUCGACCCCGUGCAGAGCCACCGCCUGCCCGUGCACGUGGCCUACGAGCGCGGCUUCUUCGACGAGGAGAUGAACCGCGUCCUGGCCGACCCGAGCGACGACACCAAGGGCUUCUUCGACCCCAACACGCACGAGAACCUCACGUACAUGCAGCUGCUGCGCCGCUGCGUGCGCGACCCCGACACGGGGCUGUACGUGCUGCAGCUGGCCGGCCCCGGCUCCGCCCUGCACCAGCUGAGCGAGGAGCUGCGCCGCGCCCUGCACGAGGUCCGCGUGGCCCUGCCGCCGGGCGCGGGCGCCGCCGAGGGCCAGGACGUCACCGUCUGGGAGCUCCUCUUCUACCGGGAGGUGUCCGAGAGCCAGCGGCAGGACCUGCUGGCCAGGUACCGGGCGGGCACGCUGACCGCGCAGGAGCUGGGCGCCUCUCUGGCCUCGCUGCUGGCCGGGGCUGGGGCCGCGGACCCUCAGCGGGCCCUGCGUGCCGCCACCAUGGAGGUCAAGGUGGGCCGCCUGCGGGGGCCGGCCGUGCCCGUGUGGGACGUGCUGGAGUCCGGCUACGUGAGCGCCGACCGGAGGGAGCAGCUGCUGGCCCAGUUCCGCUCGGGCACGCUGGGCCUGCCCGCGCUGACCCGCCGGCUGACCACCAUCAUCGAGGAGGCCGAGGAGGCCCAGGGCGCGGAGCAGGCGCCGGCGGACGCCGCCCCGCCGGGGCGCGGUGAGGCCGAGUCCGCCGCGCGCCCGCAGGAGCGGGACCUGCGCGCCGCCACCAUGGAGGUGCGGGCCGGGCGGUUCCGCGGGCGGCCCGUGCCCGUGUGGGACGUCUUGUCCUCCUCCUACCUGACCCAGGCCCGCCGCGAGGAGCUCCUGGCCCAGCUGGCGGCCGGCGAGCUGGCCCUGCCGGGCCUGGUGGCCAUCCUCACCCAGGUCGUCGAGGAGGCGGAGGAGCGCCUCAGCAAGGUGUCCUUCAGGGGCCUGCGGCGCCACGUGUCCGCGGCCCAGCUGGCCACGUCCGGCGUCCUGGACGCCGAGACCCUGCGGGGCCUGGCCCAGGGCACCAAGAGCCCCCAGGAGGUGAUGAAGAUGGACUCGGUCCGGCGCUACCUGGAGGGCACGAGCUGCAUCGCCGGCGUGCUGGUGCCCGCCCGAGACGACCCCGGGAGGCAGGAGAAGAUGAGCGUCUACCAGGCCAUGUGGAAGGGCCUCCUGCGGCCGGGCACCGCCCUGGUGCUGCUCGAGGCCCAGGCGGCCACCGGCUUCCUCAUCGACCCCGUGCGCAACGAGCGGCUGUCCGUGGACGAGGCGGUGGCCGCGGGCGUGGUGGGCGGCGAGAUCCGCGACAAGCUGCUGUCGGCCGAGCGCGCGGUCACGGGCUACGCGGACCCCUACACCGGGGAGCGCAUCUCCCUCUUCCAGGCCAUGAAGAGGGACCUGAUCGUGCGGGACCACGGCAUCCGCCUGCUGGAGGCCCAGAUCGCCACGGGCGGCAUCAUCGACCCCGUGCAGAGCCACCGCCUGCCCGUGCACGUGGCCUACGAGCGCGGCUUCUUCGACGAGGAGAUGAACCGCGUCCUGGCCGACCCGAGCGACGACACCAAGGGCUUCUUCGACCCCAACACGCACGAGAACCUCACGUACAUGCAGCUGCUGCGCCGCUGCGUGCGCGACCCCGACACGGGGCUGUACGUGCUGCAGCUGGCCGGCCCCGGCUCCGCCCUGCACCAGCUGAGCGAGGAGCUGCGCCGCGCCCUGCACGAGGUCCGCGUGGCCCUGCCGCCGGGCGCGGGCGCCGCCGAGGGCCAGGACGUCACCGUCUGGGAGCUCCUCUUCUACCGGGAGGUGUCCGAGAGCCAGCGGCAGGACCUGCUGGCCAGGUACCGGGCGGGCACGCUGACCGCGCAGGAGCUGGGCGCCUCUCUCACCACGCUGCUGCCGGGGGCUGGGGCCGCGGACCCUCAGCGGGCCCUGCGUGCCGCCACCAUGGAGGUCAAGGUGGGCCGCCUGCGGGGGCCGGCCGUGCCCGUGUGGGACGUGCUGGAGUCCGGCUACGUGAGCGCCGACCGGAGGGAGCAGCUGCUGGCCCAGUUCCGCUCGGGCACGCUGGGCCUGCCCGCGCUGACCCGCCGGCUGACCACCAUCAUCGAGGAGGCCGAGGAGGCCCAGGGCGCGGAGCAGGCGCCGGCGGACGCCGCCCCGCCGGGGCGCGGUGAGGCCGAGUCCGCCGCGCGCCCGCAGGAGCGGGACCUGCGCGCCGCCACCAUGGAGGUGCGGGCCGGGCGGUUCCGCGGGCGGCCCGUGCCCGUGUGGGACGUCUUGUCCUCCUCCUACCUGACCCAGGCCCGCCGCGAGGAGCUCCUGGCCCAGCUGGCGGCCGGCGAGCUGGCCCUGCCGGGCCUGGUGGCCAUCCUCACCCAGGUCGUCGAGGAGGCGGAGGAGCGCCUCAGCAAGGUGUCCUUCAGGGGCCUGCGGCGCCACGUGUCCGCGGCCCAGCUGGCCACGUCCGGCGUCCUGGACGCCGAGACCCUGCGGGGCCUGGCCCAGGGCACCAAGAGCCCCCAGGAGGUGAUGAAGAUGGACUCGGUCCGGCGCUACCUGGAGGGCACGAGCUGCAUCGCCGGCGUGCUGGUGCCCGCCCGAGACGACCCCGGGAGGCAGGAGAAGAUGAGCGUCUACCAGGCCAUGUGGAAGGGCCUCCUGCGGCCGGGCACCGCCCUGGUGCUGCUCGAGGCCCAGGCGGCCACCGGCUUCCUCAUCGACCCCGUGCGCAACGAGCGGCUGUCCGUGGACGAGGCGGUGGCCGCGGGCGUGGUGGGCGGCGAGAUCCGCGACAAGCUGCUGUCGGCCGAGCGCGCGGUCACGGGCUACGCGGACCCCUACACCGGGGAGCGCAUCUCCCUCUUCCAGGCCAUGAAGAGGGACCUGAUCGUGCGGGACCACGGCAUCCGCCUGCUGGAGGCCCAGAUCGCCACGGGCGGCAUCAUCGACCCCGUGCAGAGCCACCGCCUGCCCGUGCACGUGGCCUACGAGCGCGGCUUCUUCGACGAGGAGAUGAACCGCGUCCUGGCCGACCCGAGCGACGACACCAAGGGCUUCUUCGACCCCAACACGCACGAGAACCUCACGUACAUGCAGCUGCUGCGCCGCUGCGUGCGCGACCCCGACACGGGGCUGUACGUGCUGCAGCUGGCCGGCCCCGGCUCCGCCCUGCACCAGCUGAGCGAGGAGCUGCGCCGCGCCCUGCACGAGGUCCGCGUGGCCCUGCCGCCGGGCGCGGGCGCCGCCGAGGGCCAGGACGUCACCGUCUGGGAGCUCCUCUUCUACCGGGAGGUGUCCGAGAGCCAGCGGCAGGACCUGCUGGCCAGGUACCGGGCGGGCACGCUGACCGCGCAGGAGCUGGGCGCCUCUCUGGCCUCGCUGCUGGCCGGGGCUGGGGCCGCGGACCCUCAGCGGGCGGCCGCGGACCCUCAGCGGGCCCUGCGUGCCGCCACCAUGGAGGUCAAGGUGGGCCGCCUGCGGGGGCCGGCCGUGCCCGUGUGGGACGUGCUGGAGUCCGGCUACGUGAGCGCCGACCGGAGGGAGCAGCUGCUGGCCCAGUUCCGCUCGGGCACGCUGGGCCUGCCCGCGCUGACCCGCCGGCUGACCACCAUCAUCGAGGAGGCCGAGGAGGCCCAGGGCGCGGAGCAGGCGCCGGCGGACGCCGCCCCGCCGGGGCGCGGUGAGGCCGAGUCCGCCGCGCGCCCGCAGGAGCGGGACCUGCGCGCCGCCACCAUGGAGGUGCGGGCCGGGCGGUUCCGCGGGCGGCCCGUGCCCGUGUGGGACGUCUUGUCCUCCUCCUACCUGACCCAGGCCCGCCGCGAGGAGCUCCUGGCCCAGCUGGCGGCCGGCGAGCUGGCCCUGCCGGGCCUGGUGGCCAUCCUCACCCAGGUCGUCGAGGAGGCGGAGGAGCGCCUCAGCAAGGUGUCCUUCAGGGGCCUGCGGCGCCACGUGUCCGCGGCCCAGCUGGCCACGUCCGGCGUCCUGGACGCCGAGACCCUGCGGGGCCUGGCCCAGGGCACCAAGAGCCCCCAGGAGGUGAUGAAGAUGGACUCGGUCCGGCGCUACCUGGAGGGCACGAGCUGCAUCGCCGGCGUGCUGGUGCCCGCCCGAGACGACCCCGGGAGGCAGGAGAAGAUGAGCGUCUACCAGGCCAUGUGGAAGGGCCUCCUGCGGCCGGGCACCGCCCUGGUGCUGCUCGAGGCCCAGGCGGCCACCGGCUUCCUCAUCGACCCCGUGCGCAACGAGCGGCUGUCCGUGGACGAGGCGGUGGCCGCGGGCGUGGUGGGCGGCGAGAUCCGCAACAAGCUGCUGUCGGCCGAGCGCGCGGUCACGGGCUACGCGGACCCCUACACCGGGGAGCGCAUCUCCCUCUUCCAGGCCAUGAAGAGGGACCUGAUCGUGCGGGACCACGGCAUCCGCCUGCUGGAGGCCCAGAUCGCCACGGGCGGCAUCAUCGACCCCGUGCAGAGCCACCGCCUGCCCGUGCACGUGGCCUACGAGCGCGGCUUCUUCGACGAGGAGAUGAACCGCGUCCUGGCCGACCCGAGCGACGACACCAAGGGCUUCUUCGACCCCAACACGCACGAGAACCUCACGUACAUGCAGCUGCUGCGCCGCUGCGUGCGCGACCCCGACACGGGGCUGUACGUGCUGCAGCUGGCCGGCCCCGGCUCCGCCCUGCACCAGCUGAGCGAGGAGCUGCGCCGCGCCCUGCACGAGGUCCGCGUGGCCCUGCCGCCGGGCGCGGGCGCCGCCGAGGGCCAGGACGUCACCGUCUGGGAGCUCCUCUUCUACCGGGAGGUGUCCGAGAGCCAGCGGCAGGACCUGCUGGCCAGGUACCGGGCGGGCACGCUGACCGCGCAGGAGCUGGGCGCCUCUCUGGCCUCGCUGCUGGCCGGGGCUGGGGCCGCGGACCCUCAGCGGGCCCUGCGUGCCGCCACCAUGGAGGUCAAGGUGGGCCGCCUGCGGGGGCCGGCCGUGCCCGUGUGGGACGUGCUGGAGUCCGGCUACGUGAGCGCCGACCGGAGGGAGCAGCUGCUGGCCCAGUUCCGCUCGGGCACGCUGGGCCUGCCCGCGCUGACCCGCCGGCUGACCACCAUCAUCGAGGAGGCCGAGGAGGCCCAGGGCGCGGAGCAGGCGCCGGCGGACGCCGCCCCGCCGGGGCGCGGUGAGGCCGAGUCCGCCGCGCGCCCGCAGGAGCGGGACCUGCGCGCCGCCACCAUGGAGGUGCGGGCCGGGCGGUUCCGCGGGCGGCCCGUGCCCGUGUGGGACGUCUUGUCCUCCUCCUACCUGACCCAGGCCCGCCGCGAGGAGCUCCUGGCCCAGCUGGCGGCCGGCGAGCUGGCCCUGCCGGGCCUGGUGGCCAUCCUCACCCAGGUCGUCGAGGAGGCGGAGGAGCGCCUCAGCAAGGUGUCCUUCAGGGGCCUGCGGCGCCACGUGUCCGCGGCCCAGCUGGCCACGUCCGGCGUCCUGGACGCCGAGACCCUGCGGGGCCUGGCCCAGGGCACCAAGAGCCCCCAGGAGGUGAUGAAGAUGGACUCGGUCCGGCGCUACCUGGAGGGCACGAGCUGCAUCGCCGGCGUGCUGGUGCCCGCCCGAGACGACCCCGGGAGGCAGGAGAAGAUGAGCGUCUACCAGGCCAUGUGGAAGGGCCUCCUGCGGCCGGGCACCGCCCUGGUGCUGCUCGAGGCCCAGGCGGCCACCGGCUUCCUCAUCGACCCCGUGCGCAACGAGCGGCUGUCCGUGGACGAGGCGGUGGCCGCGGGCGUGGUGGGCGGCGAGAUCCGCGACAAGCUGCUGUCGGCCGAGCGCGCGGUCACGGGCUACGCGGACCCCUACACCGGGGAGCGCAUCUCCCUCUUCCAGGCCAUGAAGAGGGACCUGAUCGUGCGGGACCACGGCAUCCGCCUGCUGGAGGCCCAGAUCGCCACGGGCGGCAUCAUCGACCCCGUGCAGAGCCACCGCCUGCCCGUGCACGUGGCCUACGAGCGCGGCUUCUUCGACGAGGAGAUGAACCGCGUCCUGGCCGACCCGAGCGACGACACCAAGGGCUUCUUCGACCCCAACACGCACGAGAACCUCACGUACAUGCAGCUGCUUCAGAAGGCUACUCUCGAUCCUGAAACUGGACUCCUAUUUCUUUCUCUCUCUCGAAAUUAAAGGACUUCUAGUGUUUGUCUUUCACACUCAGGAGAAUCUUACUCUAAUCUACAAUAUUUUCAAAAUUGUUGAAUAUCCAUCUCUUCAUUCUUCUAUACAUAUGUAAUAUUUUUUCUUUUAAUUAGUUGGUUGUGUCAUUUCCUUGCGUGUGAUAAGCCAUGCUUCCUCACUGCUCAACCCUGAUCACUCUUGCUCCCUCUCCCUUGCGUUAUCAGUGGGUUUUUAUCAUGGAAUAUUGGCAUUUGAUCGUCAUUGAUAAACUCCACUGCACAGGAAGAAAUGACUGUUUUUUCACGCAGGCUAGUUGGGUCAUUUUGUUGUAGUGUUUCCCUGUCACUGUGGGGUUGUCGUUUGAUUCUGGGUCAGGGCACAGGCCUUGGUUGCGGGUUCCAGCCCUGGAUCCGGGCGCGUCUGGUGCCCUGUGUCAGGGAGUCUAGGAUCAAUGCUGCUGUCUUGCAUCAAAUUUUAUCGCUCUCCCUCCCUCUCUAAAAGCCAUGAAAAAUGUCAGCAGGUGAGAAUUUAAAAAAAAAAAUUUUUUUGGAAGAACUCUUUUUCUUGGCCCCUCAGCCCAUCACACUGAUAUGUACAUGUCACUCUGUACCCCAAUUUUUAUU